This is a messenger RNA of Suncus etruscus (white-toothed pygmy shrew), 1878 nucleotides long. It is a transcript of the gene CAMK4, whose product is annotated as calcium/calmodulin dependent protein kinase IV. The coding region runs from base 1 to 1392 and encodes 463 amino acids. The transcript has 11 exons. Gene Ontology annotation, molecular function: calcium/calmodulin-dependent protein kinase activity; ATP binding; calmodulin binding. Gene Ontology annotation, biological process: protein phosphorylation. The record is from RefSeq and is a predicted model, not a curated record. NCBI's taxonomy places the organism in Eukaryota, Metazoa, Chordata, Mammalia, Eulipotyphla, Soricidae.
AUGCUCCGAGUCACGGCGCCCGCGGCCCCCGCGCCCGCGCCCGCGCCCGCGCCCGACUACUGGAUCGACGGCUCCAACCGCGACGCGCUGGGCCACUUCUUCGAGCUCGAGUCGGAGCUGGGACGGGGUGCUACAUCCAUUGUAUACAGAUGCAAACAGAAGGGAACUCAGAAGCCUUAUGCACUCAAAGUGUUAAAGAAAACAGUGGACAAAAAAAUCGUGAGAACUGAGAUAGGAGUUCUUCUUCGCCUCUCACAUCCAAACAUCAUAAAACUUAAAGAGAUCUUUGAAACUCCUACAGAAAUCAGUCUGGUCCUAGAACUUGUCACAGGAGGAGAACUGUUUGACAGGAUUGUGGAAAAGGGAUAUUAUAGUGAACGAGAUGCUGCAGAUGCUGUUAAGCAAAUCCUGGAGGCUGUUGCUUACCUCCAUGAAAAUGGAAUUGUCCAUCGUGAUCUCAAACCAGAGAAUCUUCUCUAUGCAACUCCAGCCCCAGAUGCACCACUCAAAAUUGCUGACUUUGGACUCUCCAAAAUUGUGGAGCAUCAAGUGCUCAUGAAGACUGUAUGUGGAACCCCUGGAUACUGUGCACCUGAAAUUCUUAGAGGCUGUGCCUACGGACCAGAGGUGGACAUGUGGUCUGUGGGGAUCAUCACCUACAUCUUACUUUGUGGUUUUGAACCAUUCUAUGAUGAAAGAGGUGAUCAGUUCAUGUUCAGAAGAAUUCUGAAUUGUGAAUAUUAUUUUAUCUCCCCCUGGUGGGAUGAAGUAUCUCUAAAUGCCAAGGAUUUGGUUAAAAAAUUAAUUGUAUUGGAUCCCAAGAAACGGUUAACUACUUUCCAAGCUCUUCAGCAUCCUUGGGUUACAGGCAAAGCAGCCAACUUUGUCCACAUGGAUACUGCUCAAAAGAAGCUCCAAGAAUUCAAUGCCCGGCGCAAGCUUAAGGCAGCCGUGAAGGCCGUGGUGGCCUCCUCCAGGCUGGGAAGUGCUGGCACCAGUCACAGUAACAUAUCGGAGAGCCAGAAGGCCAGCCCAGAGUUAUCUCAAAUCCAUGAUGCCAAGGAAGAUGUUCAAGCUCUUACAGGAGAGAAAGUGCCUACAGAUGUCGCCCUAAUGGCAGUUGAAGGGGCAGAGGUUCCAAUGACAGGCUUGGAUAAAGAAGUUAAAGAUGCUGAUAUAAAUGCUGCUGAGGCCUCUGAGAUGGUAUCUGAGGCACUAGAGGAUGGGACAAAGGUGGCAAUGGCAGAUACAAAUGAAGAUGAAGAGGUGAAGGAGGAAGAAGGGGAGGAGAAGGGCCUAGUGAUAAAGUCUGCGGGGGAAGCUAAAAGUCAGGAGAAUCUUGAUCCAAAAGUUGGUGCUCAGCAGAACGACGUGGUCCUGCCAGAGUACUGAAUUGGCUUCCUUCAAAGUGAAAACCAAAUCUCUGCAUCAUUUUUGUCUUUCAUCAAAGAAAAAUGUGGAAGCAUGAUAUGCACUGCUGUUAUUCUGUUUUGAGGUGCAAAAAAUAUAUACAUAUAUAUCAGUUGGUAAUCUUAACUUCAAUGCAUGUGUCUGCUUUAUGAAAAUAAUAGUGUCUUCUAUGAUCUGGUAUAGAUAACUAAUACCAAUGAGUUAAAUUUGAUAUUGCAAGUAAUUACAACAUUUAAAAGCAUACAUUUUCAGGGACCAGUAGUACACAUUAGGGGUAAACAAUAACAGAUUGUUUUUGCUUUGAAAACCUUGUUCAUCUUAUUUGGAUUUCUUCCCAAGGCAGUGAUUACUUUAAACUAUUAUUGCUCAGCCUAUGUUAGGUAUAAGAUGUGUUCCCAUGAGCAUCACAUUUUCCUUUUCAUAAUUAUUCAUAAGAACAUGGUUAUAGAUUAUAGUUGUAUGGUUUGU